Molecule: messenger RNA, 5791 nt
Organism: Spirodela intermedia
Lineage: Eukaryota; Viridiplantae; Streptophyta; Magnoliopsida; Alismatales; Araceae
Source: the annotation of a GenBank genome assembly
AUGGCCGCCGUGACCACUUCUCCCGCUGCGCCGGUGCAGCUCUUUGCCUCGUCCUCCGCUUGCCCUUGCUUGUCUUCCGGCUCCUCUUUUAUCGUCGUGUACGCUCGCAGGCGCCGCUUUCCAUGCCGGUCCGUCGUCGCCGCCACCUCUCCGCUGGUGUUGGCUGACGCCAAGGUCGAACCGCUCCUGAAGCAGGAGCGGACCGCCAUUCGCCUCGGCCUGCCCAGCAAGGGGCGGAUGGCUGAGGAGACGCUAGGACUCCUGAAGGUGCUCCUCUUCUAGUGACGACGUGUUUUGGUACCCUUCCCAUUGUCUUCGAUGCUAACUACUCUCGUCUCGUACAGAAUUGCCAACUGUCAGUGAGGCAGUUGAAUCCUCGACAGUACGUGGCAGACAUUCCGCAGGUACUUCUAAUAAUCUCAUGUGUCUUCAAGUUUUCAUUUUAUAGCCAGUUUAAUUCUACGAAAACACUGGCUCAUUGUUUUCGUAUUCAUACAAUCCGAUUUGGGGGAAAUGAAAAGCUUAACGUCCACCCUUCCGUUUCCUGAAACUUCUGCAAAACAGUCUGUAAUAUAUCUUACUUUAACGUGUUCCCAUCGGUUUCUUUUGAAUAUUUUAAAGAAAAGAGCACCGACUGACUACAUUGGCGAAUACAAAUAUUUUCCCAAAUAGUCCACAGACAAGAAGUCGCACCAAUGCAUAAUUUUUAUUUUUAACCCCAAUAGAAAUAUUGUGUAGUGUAAUUUGGCCAGGAAUAUUUCUACAAGUGCAUCCCCGAAGAGCAAUAUCUCAAUGAAGAAAUUUGACGAGUAGGUUUUACGAUGCCAGUGCAUGAGAUAAACCUAGGUCACAUCAUGAGGGAAUUUGGAAUUCGUAGGAUAGUUUCUCUGUUUUAUAGACGAAGGCUGUAUUCACAUACAUCAUUUAUUUAAGAAAACGAUACUAUAAUUUUCCUUCAAAUAAUAAAUUAUUAAACAUAAGGAACAUCCAGAGGUAGCUAAUGGAGGAGUAAAUGAGGUUCAAGUGGAUUGGCCUUCACUGAAAUUGCAUGAAUUCGCCAUAGGAAUCUUCUUGGAGUUGUGUUCCAAACUUGGGAAGAUUACCGUUUAGCAUAGUUGUUACUGAUGUUGCAAUACGUGUUCCUGUAACGUAAAUAAGAGAUGCCUCUGGAUGGCUUUGCGCUGUCCUUUUAUUCACCGUAUGUAGUUCUCCCUAAACAUUUUGGAUGUGCAGCUGUUCACAUCGAAUGACUCUUGUGGCUGUGUUGUUGAAUACUUGAUCACACUGCAGCAAGGAUUUGUUGUCGUCUUGCAUAUACGCUUUAUCUGUAUUGGCUAUCCUAUUGGUUCCGUAAUUGCAUUUUGAAGUGAUUCAUAUGGCCUACCACCACUGUAUUAGUAAAGAUGAAAGGCCAAGCAACCAUGUGAUCUUAUCGGUUCUGUCGCACAAGACCAAAUAUUCCCAGAACAUAAAAGAGGCCGAUCAGAAAAUAUUUUAAAAAGCGGUGUGAACCUUCUGAGAAUCUUAUCUUUGAAAAUGUUUUCUGCGAAUUUCCCAAGUUUGCAGUAAAACAUUGUAGAAAAGUGUGAGACCUUUCGAUGAACUUAGAAAUAAUGCCUUUAAUGGAGAGUCUGAAGAAGGGAGAUAACUAAAGUUUUCCCCCAUGAAUUCCUUACUGUUGGGUACUGGUGAUGUCCAAAUUCUGUACGAAACCGUUGACAUUAUGUACUUUACCCAUUGAAUCUAUGAAAACUUGUUGAUAAUCUGGCAAUGAAGGUAGAUAAAUCCAAAGUCCAUAAGACGGCCAAUAGAUUAUAAAGUACGAUAAUGGUCAGUGGCUGGCAGACACCAUAUUGUCACAUUUUUUUCUUUUAUGCAGUAUUUUUAUAUUUGUGAUGUCAUUGUAAUUAGAGGAUUCUGAUUCUUGUUUCUGAUGCAGCUUGCAAACUUGGAGGUUUGGUUUCAGAGGCCGAAAGAUAUUGUUCGUAAAAUUGUUUCAGGUGAUCUGGACCUCGGAAUUGUUGGUCUUGAUACUGUCAGCGAGUAUGGCCAGGUUUGCAUGUAGGGUGCUGGUUUUUGAAACUUAUUUUUGACAGAAGAGGCUGGAUGUUGGGCUAUUAUAAGACAGAAAUGCUGCAUAUCGCUCAAAAGGGACAUCAUCAUCAUUUUCCGUUCCCUAAUUUGGUUCUCUGGUAGCUUUCGUAUUGGUCUUUCUGCUAUGCGACCUUUAUCUCUGUCUGUACCUAAUAUAAAAUUCAGGUCUGUGGGGCAAGAAAAUCCAAGGGACGUAAAUAUAUAGACUAACUUUCUUGUGGUAAACAGAUGAAAAUUGCAUGCAGUUGAUUUAAUUUCCUCCAUGCCGUUCUAUUCUGAAGGUUCUCUCACUGAUUCUAGAACCAGCAUCACGUUGUUUCUUCUGCGGCAAACUCCACGGGCCUUCUGGUAGGACGGAACUCUGUUGAGGUGGGUGGGACGCCAUGGGCAGAUGAUCACCUCUGCAUGGCUUGCGGCUUUGGGAGAAAUGGGCAUUGUAAACGUGGAGAUCAAUCUGUGAAUAUAGGGUUCGUUAUACUGCAUUAAUCUAAGGUUAGGUUGAUAUCAGAUAAACAUAAAUGUUUGGUAGGUGCGGUGACCAAUGAGAAAUUUUAUUACAUCAAAUGUGAAAUAUUUCUCUUGUAAUUAAUAAUUCUGUGUGAAGGUUUCUCAUCUAAACAUAGUUUUGUGUUAACACCACUGGUGUUUAAAUGUGGCUCAACUGGUUUGAGUGUCCACUUAUUUCUAGUUAAUGCAACUCGCUUUUUUUUUCCGAAUCAGAUUUUUCUUAAAAGAGUGAUUUAACAUUUUCCUGUACUUAUGGGAUUUUCCUGCCAGGAUAACGAAGAUUUAGUCUUAGUUCAUGAUGAACUGCAAUAUGGAGAUUGCCGUCUGUCCAUUGCUGUAAGGCUUUUGAAGCAUGGUUAAUUGUUUUUUAUUUCGCAAAUGGUAAAAAAAAGUUGGCUUGUUACUGAGAUGCGUUACUAUUGCUGAUAUUGUUGAUUUCUGACACAGAUUCCGAAAUAUGGGAUAUUUGAAAACGUUAACUCCCUGGAAGAGCUUGCAAAAAUGCCUCAAUGGACCAAAGACAGGCCUCUACGAAUCGCUACCGGAUUCACCUAUGUAUAUUACUUCAACCUUUUUCUUUUUCUACUAAUUUGAUUAUUUUGUUCCUAAUGUAACUCGGUUGAUAUCCUCUAGCUUGGACCUAAAUUUAUGAAAGAUAACGGCCUGGAGCAUGUCAGUUUCUCGACUGCUGAUGGAGCACUUGAGGCUGCCCCUGCAGUAAGAAUCUCAUUAUCGUUAGAUAAAUCAAGUUGCUGAUGGUAUCCUCUAUUGGUUUCUUUUCAAAUCUUAUAUGACUGAACAACUAAUUUCUUAUUUACUAUUUUUUCCUGGUACCUAUUUUCUUCCUUGCUUUCUCGUUUACUAUUUGCUUGUAUCGUUAGAUAAUUUUAUCAUCAAAUCUGACAUCAUUCUUGAAUUUUUGUUUCGGAAUGUGGCCAUACUUUAGUUGUCAAGGUUCCCUUAUCCAGAUUUAUGUCCUUUUCUUCUGUUGAGAUGCAACAAGAACUACUGUUGUGAUAAGCUUAUCCAGGCAACCUAUUCAUGUAGCUGAACUCCAAGUCGGGUGAUCAUUGCUUCCCUAGGAAAAAAUUUGAAACUUUUCUAGGUUUCUGAAUAAUUUUUUCAUAAUUAUUUUGUGUUUUAGAUGGAUAUAUUAGCGGCACACCUUGGACUGUUGACAUCACGUCUGUUAGGGGUUGGGUCACAAUUCUGUGAGCGCUCUGUCAUCAAGAUGCAUUAGUUGCUCGUACACCUCUUGUAAGAGACAUUCCAUAAGAUUGGAGGUGUAUGCUGAAAUAAUUUUCCACUUGCAAACUUCUUGAACUUAUUACGGAUACUUGUCUUCUUACCUUUUGACUCGUCUUCUUCUCGGCCAUGAUAUCUGGGUUGUGAGGACCUCUUGUCAUGCUUGGCCAAUUUCCUCCUUAUCUGCGACAAAAAAAAUAUAUUUUUUGUAAAAUAGCUAUAACUGUCUACACUUGACGAGUGAUCAUAGAAAUGGUCCUGUGAUUUUACGUGUUCUCUAAAUAAUCACUUGUGUCUUGCAAGUGUGUCUUUACCUCUUUCGUGUUCUCUAAGUCUGAUGAUGUCGUAUUUGAUUCCAUUUUUAUGGAGCCUGGAGGAAACCAUGAUAUACAUAGAUAAGGUCCCAAUCAUUUUUCAUCCAGAAGGAUGAUUGUUGAGUGCAGAGGGUAAAUUUACCCUUUGGUCACUCCUUUUAUAAGAGGCUCUGGCAUUUUGUUUUGUGAAAUGUAACGAGUUUCCAUGAAUGCUCCCCCCUGUUUUUCUCAGAUGGGCAUAUCCGAUGCCAUUCUAGACCUCGUAAGCAGUGGGACAACCUUGCGCGAGAACAAUCUGAAAGAAAUCGAAGGUGGAAUCGUCUUACGGAGCCAGGCAAAAAUUCUCACUCCUUUCCCCUUCCAAGAUCCUAUCCUACAACCAGCCUAGUCGGCUGUUACGUUUGAUUUUACCUACCUUUGUAUCUAUGGGAACUACACUUCCAGGCUGUUCUAGUUGCGAGUAAGAAGUCCAUGAUCCAGCGGAACGGUGUGCUGGAUACGACUCAUGAGAUACUAGAACGAUUUGAGGCUCAUCUUAGGGCUGCCGGGCAGUUUACGGUAUGAAAGAUAUAGUAUGUACUCUCUUUUUCAUGUUCGUUCUGUCACACGGGGGUGAUGGCGCCUUGUUUCAUCGAAUAACUGCAGGUUACAGCGAACAUGAGAGGCAGUAGUGCUCUACAAGUGGCAGAAAGAAUUCUCAGCCAGUCGUCGUUAGCAGGACUGCAGGUAAGACUCUUGAAACCCACCCUAGGAAACUGAAAAAUUACGGGAUAACAGUGAAUUCCGAGGCUCAACUCUUCAAAAGCUGUGAUGUUGGAUCCAUAGAUUCUUCUCUUGACCCGUUUGUGUGAUUAUGGUGGUGGUUGAGAUGGAUGAUCGCCAAUCUCUAGUGAGAUUUUUUGAGCAUGUAUACUUAUAAAUCAUUAAAUGAAACAUUCAAAGAGUCGAAGAUCUUCCCCACUGAACAAAAGGGGAGAAAAUAAUCUGUGAAAAACAAUCGUAGCCUUCAUACUCAACCACAGGAGAUUGCUUCUGGGAUAAAAUAUAGGGCCAUUUGUACAAUUUCAUGGGUUAGCGUAUCUUUCUUGAGCAAACUCUCUCGACUAUGUUCUCACAUGGUCUCCUUUCUAAAAUUUAAUUUGCUUAUUUUCUCGCUUCUUCCCACCAGAAAAUGAGCAAUCUUUAAGCUUAUUUUUGGACAUCUAUGCAUCUCCGUCACUUCCCGAAAUGCAUGCAGGGCCCAACAGUGAGCCCCGUCUUCUGCAAGAGAGACGGGAAGGUGAUGGUGGACUACUACGCGAUUGUCAUAUGUGUCCCCCGGAAGGAACUCUACAAAUCAGUUCAGCAGCUCAGAGCAGUAAAAACCCAUCCCCCCUUUCUCUCUCUCUCUCUCUCUCUCUCUCUCUCUCUCUCUCUCUCUCUGCCCUUCCAUGGAACCAUAAACUGAUGUGAUGGUCAACAGAUUCUGGGGAAGUUAUUUCUUUAUUUAUUUUAAUCUCCGCCUUCAAAUUCAGAUGUUCUUCUGUGGUUCACAGGUCGGCGGCAGCGGGGUGUUGGUCUCCAACCUCACGUACAUCUUCGAGGAGGAGACGCCCAGAUGGCGCAGUCUCCUAUUGCAGCUCGGCCUCUGA